AUGGCGGCGGGCGGCGCGGCGGGGCUGGCGGCGCUGCUGGGCGGCGCCUCCCCGCGCCUCCUCAUCGUCUCGGCGGCCGAGGAGCCCCCGGGCGGCGGCCGCCCCGACGCCGACCUCCUGCUCUUCGCCACGCCGCAGCCCGCCCGCCCGGGCGCCGCACCGCGCCGGCCCGCGCUGGGCCGCCCGCCGGUGAAGAGGAAGCUGAACUUGGAGACGGAUCAUCAGUACAUAGCAGAGAGCCUGCCGACAGCCCGGGGCAAAGCGAGAAACCCUGCUAAAGGGGCAAAGUCUCCUGGGGAGAAGUCUCGUUACGAAACCUCGCUGAACCUCACCACCAAGCGCUUUCUGGAGCUCCUAAGCCAGUCACCUGAUGGUGUGGUGGACCUCAACUGGGCAGCCGAGGUCCUGAAGGUGCAGAAGAGGCGCAUCUACGACAUCACCAAUGUCCUGGAGGGCAUCCAGCUCAUCACCAAGAAGUCCAAGAACAACAUCCAGUGGCUGGGCAGCCAGGCCACUGUGGGACCCUCCAGCCAGCACCGGGUGCUGGAGAAAGAGCUACGGGACCUGCAGGCAGCUGAGAGGCAGCUGGAUGACCUCAUCCAGAUGUGCACCGUCCAGCUGAGGCUGCUCACGGAGGAUCCUGGGAAUCAGCAUGCAGCCUAUGUGACCUGCCAGGACCUCCGGAGCAUUGCGGACCCCUCCGAGCAAAUGGUGAUGGUUAUCAAGGCCCCUCCAGAGACCCAGCUGCAGGUUUCGGACCCUACAGAGGCUUUCCAGGUGUCCGUGAAAAGCACUCAAGGCCCCAUUGACGUGUUCCUCUGCCCCGAAGACAGCUCUGGGGUCUGCAGCCCUGUCAAGAGCCCGUUCAAAGCAGCCGCGGAGGAAUCGUCCCCCAGCUCUUCGCAGCCCAGAGCCUCCCCACUCCUGCAUCCUGCCCAGGACGUGAACAUGCCACUGCUGCCUGGCGAGCAAGAGCCCCUGCUGCCCGGCAAGUGCCCCGCGGACGAGGUGAGCCUCUCGCCGCUGGCCUCCAUGGAUGCUCUCUUGGAGCAGAGCAAGGACGACUUCUCCGGCUUCCUCCCGGACGAGUUCAUCAACCUGUCCCCUCCGCAGCCCCAGGAUUACCACUUCGGCCUGGAGGAGGGCGAGGGCAUCAGCGAACUGUUCGACUGUGACUUCGGGGACUUGGCGCCCUUGGACUUCUGAGGCGCCGCGGCGGCGAGGACGGGCCGGGGGCCGACGGCCCGAGGCGCCCGAGCGGCGUGCGCCGGGCUGAAGCCGCGGCUGGGUUGGGGGCAGGUUGGGGGCCGCGUUUGCACCCCCGGGGCGGCUCCUUGCGCGCGCCCGGCUGCCGCCCCGGCCCCGCUUGGCUCCGGGGGAACGAUGUUUCCCGCGUCGGCCCCUGGCAUCGGCCCUGCCCGAGGGGCCGGCGAGGGCGGCCGGGCCGGGGCCCCUCGCAGCGCUUUAAGCAGUCCUGUGUAUAGAUUUGAUUAAUUUAUUAUUGUUGUUC
Molecule: messenger RNA, 1510 nt
Organism: Rhea pennata
Lineage: Eukaryota; Metazoa; Chordata; Aves; Rheiformes; Rheidae
Gene: E2F1
Product: E2F transcription factor 1
Exons: 7
Coding region: 1-1206 (401 amino acids)
Biological process (GO): G1/S transition of mitotic cell cycle; regulation of transcription by RNA polymerase II
Cellular component (GO): Rb-E2F complex
Molecular function (GO): RNA polymerase II cis-regulatory region sequence-specific DNA binding; DNA-binding transcription factor activity, RNA polymerase II-specific; protein dimerization activity
Source: RefSeq, a predicted model, not a curated record